This is a messenger RNA of Myripristis murdjan (pinecone soldierfish), 3647 nucleotides long. RefSeq names its product raftlin family member 2 (gene rftn2). NCBI's taxonomy places the organism in Eukaryota, Metazoa, Chordata, Actinopteri, Holocentriformes, Holocentridae. Bases 514 to 1833 code for a protein of 439 amino acids. The record is from RefSeq and is a predicted model, not a curated record. The transcript is spliced from 10 exons.
GCCACGCUCCCCGCCUCGUCCUCCCUGUCAGGGCACAGGCCCGCUCGGCAUACACACACUCUGCACAAACUGAUAAAUAAAUACACGUAAAGUCAAAUAUAUCGUCGUCAGGCCGUAGCCGAUGGAUUCCGAGUUGGGUCAAGACGAGACGUGACUGCAUCUCUGUUUGCCAGCUUCACUAACUUCAUCUUUAUUAUUCAUUUUCCCUGGCGGGAGCGCUCCUCCUCCUCUCCACGCUACCUGCAGCCUCUCCGGCGGGAGCGCCGUGCCCAGACAUCCGCCCCGUCAGAAAGCUGUCCCGAGCCGCGGCUCCGCUCACUCAGCACGCCGCCCUCCACUUUCCAUCACUCGGCUUUAGCGCUGAUUAUCCGCGAGUGAGCGCUCCGAGGGAUUAACAACAACGUGGUCGGCGGAGGAUGGAGCGAUCCCGCUGAGAGGUGAAAAGCACAAGGGAAGCUGUGUCUGUCGGCGGCACAGCGGCUCCUCCGGUGCUCUGUCCCCGCCUCAGAGGCCAUGGGCUGCGGCUUGCGGAAACUGGAAGACCCGGAGGACAGCAGCCCCGGGAAGAUUUACUCCACACUGAAGAGACCGCAAGUGGAGACCAAAACGGAUACCGUGUACGAGUAUGUGCUGCUCGACUUCAGCCUGGAAGGAAGCCGUCCCACGGUGCAGUAUGUGGCCUCUCUGGUCGAGCUGCCCCAGGCCCUGCAGCCCUACUACACCCAGGGCUACACGCUGGCCGCCCUGCACCCCAUCAUCCUGUCAGUGGGGCGAACCCGCUCCCUGCCCUUCAGCCUGCUGUACCGCGCCAUCCUCGCCCGACCCAGACCCAGUAAGCAGACGGUGUCCAUGUGCCACAGUGUGCCGGUGCUGAGGGUGGAGGAGUGGCCGUUACCUGGAGAGUCGCUGACGGGUGACACCGUCAGAGCCCUCAUCGACAGGGUGAACAGCAGCGCCCGGGGGGGUGUUCGAUUCGUGGGUUCGGUCCUCCAGCAGGUGAGUGGGAUCAGCAACGGCAGGGUGCACAGUCCGAAGAGGGGCUGUCGCUCCCCUCCACGCACCCCUCCUCGCACCCCGCCCGGAGACAAGGAGCUGGAGGAGAACACCUACAGCCCCGACCUGAGGCUGCUGGUUUUCUUCCACUCCUGGGCUCCAGGCUGUGCUCCCCUGGACUCGUUGGCCUGUCAGUACCACCAGGGGGCGCUCUCCAUGCGCGUGUCCAGGAAGGGCCAGGUGGUCAGCGCCCUGGAGGCUGACUGGCUGGAGCUGACCGCCGCUUACUACCGCAAGGGCUGGUCGCUGGUGGACUCCUUCGUCUACUGGGACACACCUAAAGGUGAGCCGGUGCCCCGCUCACUGGAGGGGCUGUUCGUCUACGAGGAGAGGAGCACCUCGCCUCCCGCUAACGACACUAUUGUUGUGGAGCAGUGGACUGUCAUCGAGGGCUCCAAUGUGAAAACAGACUAUGGGCCCCUCCUUCACACUCUGGCCGAGUUUGGAUGGCUGCUCACAUGCGUGCUCCCCACUCCCAUCAUUCGACAUGACAGUGAUGGCAACCUGGCCACCAAGCAGGUGGUGUUCCUGCAGAGGCCGGUGAGAAGCCACGCAGCGGGUCAACAAAGGAGCCAGGCCAUGUCUGUACACAGUGACGUGUCCAGUCGCUCGGUGAGCCGCGGAGUCACCAGCCCCGUCCCCCCCGAGGAGCUGUCCCCCACCACCGGAGGCAUCGGAGGCUUCCCGGUGUUCGGCGGGGGCUACCCCAGUGCCAUGUCCCACCUGGAGGAGGGGGGCUUCGAGCAAGAGGAGGGAAAAGCAGAGGUUACCUGCAUGUGAGAGGCAGGGAAACGGCUGGACACCUUUCUACCCUACACCUGUCCCCCCUCCACCUUCUCUCUCUCCUACAAUUAACUGAACAUUAAGGACUUGAACACUGGCAGAUUCCCAGAGAGAGUGUCCAAGGAGAAGGAUGGGAACUUGCAGUGGUGGGACGGGUGCUGUGGUAACCCCCUUUCCCCUGUUUUUUAAUUUUUAAGAAGACAGACUUUCCAUUGCCCUACAAUUUUCUUAACCCUUUGUUUUAACAGAGACCGUUAUGUAGAAAAAAAAAAAGAGAACUCAGCACUUUUUCAUGCUUUUUUAAUGAAGCCAUAAUGAGUAUGAUGUAUUAUUUAGAGGAGGAUCUAUAUCCAGCCUGUUUUUUUUUUUUUUAUAUAAAUGUAUUUGGGGGAGGGAACGAGUCCACAGGAGACACUUUAAAUGACACAUUUUCACAUUCACUUUUCAGGUGAUUCUGUUUAAUUUGAAGGAAAUCAUGUCGUAACACUUCAGGAUUCUGGUCAGGUGAUGAUAGAAAGCACAUACACUUACAGCAGAUGCUAAUGUAAAGCAUCAGAAAACAGCCAUCAGCACAACACACUGCUGACCGGGAGAACGAGGAAACACAACACACUGAGGGAGAAAGGCUUCACUUUUCUUGGGAUCCGUCUCACCGAUCUUGAAACUUACACUUGAGUUCCCGGUUUGUCUUCAUUUGGGAGCUUCCCCUCUCCUCUCUCUCUCUUUGCCCUUUCGUGACCUUUCAAGACGUCCCGACGCCUCUUCAUCUUCACCCUGCAACGCGUCCUCUGUGCCAAGGUGCUACCGGCCAGACAGACAGCGCUCCGUCCUCACAGCUCAUCUCCUCGCACAUAAGCACAGACAGGAUGUGAAUAUUUAUCAAGUAGGCAUCCGCAAAUGUGUGUGUGUGUGUGUUGGUACUGGGAAGGAGUGCGACAAGCAGCCACACUCUAAAUGUUAGACCCUCUGGUCUCGGUGAAGGUGUUAGGUGCCUGGAAAUGGCUUAUUUGUACUGAUUUGUCUGUAUGGGAUUUCACAUGCAGUCCUGUGCAUUUUGGAUCGGUUUUAGGGCCGGCUGAGUUUGAGUCCAGGUCAUUCAAAACACUGUAACAGACGCGCUUUUCAUUAUCAGUUGGAAACAUUUUGCAUUUCAGUGAUUUUGUGAAUGGGAACUAAGUUGACCACAAGCAUCCUUCCUUCUUGUUUCGUUAUUGGAUUGGUGCUAAUUUAUCAUUCUGGAGAUGUUCAUUGGUUUUUCAUGCACGUUUGCAAGUAUUAUUUCGUCAAGGUGUCGGUGCACGUACAGUAUUAUUUGCCCAAGCAUCACUACAAAUAGCUGGUUAUUGUGUCACAAGUCAACGGUACUGACAGUCCACCUCCUAUGUUCUGCUCUGUAAUAGUUUUUCAAGGACAAACUUACUGUUUUGAAGAAAUGACUAAAUAUUUUGUAAUGCCACAGGAGAAAACGUUGGAUUUUAUAAAGAGGACACCAUGCUGCUGUAUAUAUAUCCUUGAUGCUAACAUUAGUAUUAGACAUGACAGACCUGGGUUUCAACUAUUUGUGGAGUGCUUAAAUUUUAUUGUUUAAGAUUUCACUUGUACAAGUAUGUUUCAGAUAUUCCAGUGAUGUGUUCACUGCCCAAGUUUGAUUCAUAAAUCUUUUUGAACAGAUGCUUUUGGUUCUGCAGAAUCCCCAUCAGGGCUCAUUAAAUGUUAGUAUUAAUAUUUCAGCCUUUCCUUUGUGGGUUGUAGAUUUUGCUUCCUUUAUCAUUUGUGGUUAUUGAAUUAAAAUAGUUACUUCCCUUGAUUCA